Anopheles moucheti is the source of this 951-nucleotide messenger RNA. RefSeq names its product bromodomain-containing protein DDB_G0280777-like. The transcript is spliced from 4 exons. NCBI's taxonomy places the organism in Eukaryota, Metazoa, Arthropoda, Insecta, Diptera, Culicidae. The record is from RefSeq and is a predicted model, not a curated record. Bases 1 to 951 code for a protein of 316 amino acids.
AUGCAGCAGCAAAGGUUCAUAGAAAAUCAAGCGCAGCAGCAAGCAAUGUUAGCACAGAACGCUUUUCAGCAACAGUUACAGGAGAGCCAAAGUUUGAUCGAUCAGCGCAAAAGGCAGGAGCAACAAGCUCAGCAGGAAAGGUUACGUCAGCAAGCAUUCCUCGAUGCGGUCGCUGAGCAGGAAAGAAAGUCUUAUCUAGAGAAAAAGAGACGCGAGCAGAAUCGUCGACGACGUUUUCCGGACGGUUUAAGCCAUCAGGAGCGGAUUAGAAACGAAAUGGUAGCGAGGGAAAAGCAACGGGAGCUAGCGCACCAGCAAGCACUCCUAAACGGGGCACGAAACCAGCAGGGGUUUGAACAGCCUAACUCUUCCAAGUACGUGCUGAGUGAACAAUCGUCUGGUCGGGUGGGAAAAAUAGAAGUCAGUAGCACCUCUGCUUCGAGCAUCAGUACCUCAUCGAACGCAAAUUUGGGAAUAUCGACUGUUCAACCUCAACAACAACAACAAUUUCAACAACCUCAAAUAAACCGCUUCGCACUGGCACAGCAAGUACAACAAGUUGCACCAAAUCAAUUACAACGGCUUCAAUUGACCAACUCGUACCAGCAAGCUCAGUCGCAGUACGAACGUGAGCUAGCACAAUACAGACAGCUUUUACAGGCGUACCAACAACAAACGGCAGCUGUACAGCCGCAAAUACAGCCACGCGUCUACCAGCAGCCACAACUUGCAGCGCAACAACCCGUGCAACAGCAACAGUAUUAUCAACCAGUUCAACAACAACCAUACUACCAGCCUUACACUCCCUACCAGCAGAGGAACUAUUAUAAUAGCAUGUCGUUUGCAACAACACGUCCCACGUCAUCAAGCUCGAGUCUUUUAGAUGGUAUUGCAAGAGGAUUGCGGAGUUUUACGAACGGUUUAAGCCAAGGUUUCGGAGUUUUAGGAUGA